This is a messenger RNA of Aspergillus clavatus NRRL 1, 1647 nucleotides long. Its product is annotated as U2 snRNP complex subunit CUS1. Gene Ontology annotation, cellular component: precatalytic spliceosome; U2-type spliceosomal complex; nucleus. Gene Ontology annotation, biological process: mRNA splicing, via spliceosome. The record is from RefSeq and is a predicted model, not a curated record. Lineage: Eukaryota; Fungi; Ascomycota; Eurotiomycetes; Eurotiales; Aspergillaceae. Bases 1 to 1647 code for a protein of 548 amino acids. The transcript has a single exon.
AUGAACUUGGUGUUUUUGGGAGCUGACGCCUGCAAGGCCGUUCCAGAAGAUAUCGACGCGCCUCGAAAAAUAUUCGAAACGUCAACAUCGCGACCCGCAAUAGAGACCGAAGAUGUCCGCGUGAAAUCCCCGUGGGACGCAUCCCCGGAUCCUGGUGAUAUGCUCUGGCGGAUGUACAAGGAUAUUGUUGGCAAAUUUGAUGACACUGAGAGUGAAAUUCAACGGUCUGGCCAGCUUGAAAAACCGGAAGUCUACUUUGAUGACGACGACGAGAUUCCAGACGAAGAACAAGACGAACCUAAGCUGUCAAAAAAAAAGCGCAAAGAAUUGAGCAAACUGUCCGUCGCCGAACUAAAGUCAAUGGUCAAAAGACCAGAGAUAGUCGAUUGGACGGAUACCUCAGCUUCUGAUCCUCGCCUUCUCGUCCACAUCAAAGCCCAUAGAAAUGUGGUCCCUGUUCCUCCGCAUUGGUCGUUGAAGAGAGAGUAUCUGUCAUCCAAACGCGGGGUCGAAAAGCCCCCUUUUGCAUUGCCCAGGUUUAUUCAGGAGACCGGAAUCUCGGAAAUGAGAGAUGCUGCUCUGGAAAAACAGGAUCAAGCGAGCUUGAAACAGAAGCAACGAGAAAGGGUACAACCCAAAAUGGGGCGGUUGGAUAUUGACUAUCAAAAACUUUACGAGGCUUUUUUCAGAUUCCAAACCAAACCUGAAUUGACCCGGUAUGGGGAAGUAUAUUAUGAGGGUAAAGAAUACGAAACGAACCUCAAACACUUGCGCCCUGGUGAUCUCAGCCCUGAGUUGAAAGAAGCCUUGAACAUGCCGCCGGGUGCUCCUCCGCCGUGGUUAAUCAACCAACAGCGAUAUGGGCCACCUCCGUCAUACCCUGCGCUUAGAAUACCUGGUCUUAAUGCCCCGCCGCCUCCAGGUGCCAUGUGGGGUUACCAUCCCGGUGGCUAUGGAAAGCCACCAGUGGACGAACACAAUCGGCCUCUUUAUGGUGGCGACAUAUUUGGUGUGCUACAGCCACAACAGGCGGCUCAGCAAGGGGAACCCGUUGAGAGAGAUUUUUGGGGCGAGCUACAGGCGCCGGAGCCUUCAGAAGACGAUAGCGAGGAGAGUGAUGACGAAAGUGAAGAGGAAGACAUAGACACAGAAACUGGGUCGCAAACACCCAGCGGGCUGGAAACCCCAAGCGGCAUAGCCUCAAUGACUCAGUCCGAAUUUGUUGGGGCCGAUACCAUCCCUGGCGAGUUUGAUGUUCGAAAGACUUACCGAGGCACCGAAACUGAGGAAUCCGCGAACCGUCGAAGUGCUUUUCAGGUCAUUCCUGAGAGGCAAACUCAAGUACAGGGAUUCUUCGGGGCUGACAGAGUAUAUGAUCUCAAGGCCCCACCAGAAGGUCUACCUGUGCUUGGCGCUGACGACCAAAAUCGCAAGCGCAAAAAGCCUGGUGAUAUAGAUGUAUCUGUUGACCCAGAUGCAUUGCAAACGAGCGAUGGAAUCAGUAAAGAGCGUAUUCAGAAUCUUUACGAAUCGCAUAGAACCCAUGAGACGCCCCAGAAUUGGGACUUUCAGGAAGAUCUAAGCGACAUGAUUGCCCACGAGAGUCGGAAGAGAUUGAAGAAGGAGGAAGAAAGACGCAAUCACUGA